Molecule: messenger RNA, 2599 nt
Organism: Sebastes umbrosus (honeycomb rockfish)
Lineage: Eukaryota; Metazoa; Chordata; Actinopteri; Perciformes; Sebastidae
Product: hematopoietic progenitor cell antigen CD34
Exons: 8
Coding region: 273-1304 (343 amino acids)
Biological process (GO): cell adhesion
Cellular component (GO): membrane
Source: RefSeq, a predicted model, not a curated record
AGAGGGGUGGGGGCACAGAGGAAGGGUUAAAGUAACCAGUGGAAGACGGGGUGUAGGGCUGGGCCUCAGUAAGGGAGGAGGAGGAGGAGUAGGAGAAGGAAGGGGGGGGGGGCUGUAUAAAAACUGACAGAACACAAGUGGUGCUUUAUCCACCCCGUCCCGCUCUGGGUAAGAGGAAACCCUUAACUGCUCCAGCUCCACCAGCUUCCCCCCUUUCUUUCCCUGCCUUUUCACACUCACACCCGUCGGACGUGUGCACUCUCAGGACAAGAAUGGCAGCAUCAUCUACGAAGAGGACAAACGGGCCCUGCAAAAUGUUGGCUUUCACGCUGCUUCUUGUCGCCUCGCUCUUAAAUGCAGGAGUCACGGCGCAGGACGAUGAUGUGGUCACAGCGACGGUGCCACCUGUGGCAGCAGAGUCAUUUGUACGAGGAGACAGGAUUCCACAGGCAACAACUGAAGCUCCUGCUGCAGAGCCAGAGGAUCCACAAAUCUUGGUUCUCCCGAGUCCGGGACCUCUAGAACCGACUGAACAGACUACAGCAGCAGAAGAAGCAACGACACCGACAGCUACAGAAGAGGCAGCUGAUGUGGUAACUGGAAUCACAGUUGAGGUACAAACUGUAGCCAUAAUCGCGCAACCAGAGACGCCAGCACCUAUGCCUCCCAGGGGCGACGGCCCCAACAACAUUCCACGGCUGGUGCCACAGGAUGAUGUCGUCUGUGUCAGCAAAGAGGCGGUCCAGGACAAAAACGCAGUCAAUCUCAAACUCAAGGCCUCCUCCAACUGUAAAGACACCAAGGUGAAGAUUGAAAGUGUUCUGCAGGAGCUGUGUGGUGAAGACUGUAAGCUAGAUAUCUACCAAGAGGACAACACAGCCGAAAUUAUUGUAUCUGGAAAAUAUGUUGAAGAUGAUGUUGCAGGCAUGGCUGACAAGUUCAACAAUGACAACAUCAAAGAUAAGACUGAUGUGAAGGAGGCUGUUCCUCGUUGGGGGAAGAACUCUAAGUUGGUACUGGUUUCCUUGCUGCUGACUGGCCUGUUGCUGGCUGCGUUGCUGGUUGCUGGUUAUUACCUCAAGACCCACCGUAAGAACUCCAAAGGAGUCAGACUGGCCGAAUCUUUCCAAGUGGAUGAGGAGUACCAGGCCAACACCCUGGUGUCUGUGGCCCCCCUGCCCCAGGAUCCACUCGACAAGCCGACCGGCAACGGCGAGUCUCCACCGGAAAAUGGGACCAACCCCGCCCCCACUACCAACGGACACUCUGCCACCCAGACCCCAGUGGCUGACACGGAGAUGUGAAUCAUGACACCCCUGACCUCCUGUUCUACCCAUCACCCACUGGGACACACUACACACAAACCCCCUCUGCUGCCUCAGAGACUGUCCACACACUGAGACAAAUUCAAUCAAAUACAUUCACCUCCCCUCUUCCUCUACUGCACCUCUCGGGACGAUGAUGAUGACGACAACAACAACGACGCCUCCCACGAUGACGAUAAUGACAAUGCCUGUAAUGUGAAAAGUUUGGGAACACUGGCCUUUGCCGGUGUCAAGAGGAGCCUACAUACGCUGUGUUUGGGACUGAGACUGCUCAGCAGGGCGCUGACUGGGAUGCCCUGACUUCAGUCUAGUUGAAACAAUCAUUGUAGAAUCCCCAAAUAAUGCCAAAUCUGUGCUGAAGAAGCAGCCAUUGCUCUAUUAUUUCAAUCCACGAUUGUGGUGCAUUGAAACCAACGAAGCCAGGCAGUUGAAAGGGGACCAGUUUUGUACUGUUUUAAAAAGGACUGACGCUCACUCGAUUGUUUUUUUUUUCUCUUUCUAUUUGAUUCAGGAAAUGUUUGUUUUCGUAGCCUCUCUUUUUGCCUUAACCUUGUUAAGACUGUAAUACAAAAACUGCCAGGUAUUUGCAAAGAAAGUGCUUGUUACUGUUGUUAACCAAUCGACAUAGUAUUAGCAAUGUACAAAAUAGAUAAGAUAACAAGCAGCAAACGUUAUUUGGUUUUACUGAUGAAUGAGAUAAUGGUACCAAGCUAUUCAUAACAUGGAAAUGUCAGCUGAAAACUAUCAGUAUUUGCCUCGGUGCUUUCGACUGAUGAGCAUAAUGAACAACUGAACCUUGACAACUACUGACCUUUGGUCAAAGUUUAAUUGGGAUAAGUUGCAAAGAACAUUUCUAUUUUUGUGAUAGCGUGGUGAUGUUCAUGAUGACAUUAGUGUACAGUUUUUGUUGUUGUUGUUUUUUUUUUAACAAAUGCAAACUUCUACUUCUCUCACUGCUGUCUCUGGGAAUGGUGAAGAGCAGCAGCGUUUUUAAAUUCAGAGAAAAAGGAAAAACACCAAGUUGCCGAGCUGGUAAACAAAAUCACGGCCGUGACAUUUCUACACAACAUAAAUCAGGUUCAGCAUUCCCAAGACCGCCUUUAUCUCCUUGUUGAUAUAAAACAUGUUGUUUUUUACAUCAGUGGUACAUAUUUUUUUAGCUUCUCUUUUGAACAUCUGGCUGCUUUCAUAAUGUACUGCAUGUGUAAAUAAGCCUGCUCUCUCUCUGUUAGUAGUACCUGUGCCUGACUCAUAAACUGUGAUUGUUGACAAUA